AUGGUGGAGAAUGAGAGCAACAUGGACGUUAAAGAGAUAUUAUUGGCAAUGGAAAGAAUGGAGAAGAACCUAGGAGAUAAGAUAAGCACCCUAGAUGGAAAUAUUAAAAUCUUAGAUGGAAAAGUGGAGAGUAUGGGCACUAAGAUUGAGAAAAAUUCCACAUUAAUAUUGGACCUUUCUAAUCAAGUGAACCAACUGACAACAAAGAACAAAGAGCUGGACAAGAUGGUGCAGGAGAUAAAGAAUAAGUCAUUAAAACAAGAGGAAGCCAUGAAAAAAAAUCAGGCGGAUCAAAGAGAUUCAAGGAAAGUCGAAGAGAAAAACAAAGAGGAAACUGAGGAACUGAUGAAGGUUCAGGAAGAGACCCUGAAUGCAAUUGCUGUCCUUGAGAUGAAGCAAAAGGAGAUGUUGUUGCGCUUCUGA
Molecule: messenger RNA, 423 nt
Organism: Podarcis lilfordi (Lilford's wall lizard)
Lineage: Eukaryota; Metazoa; Chordata; Lepidosauria; Squamata; Lacertidae
Source: the annotation of a GenBank genome assembly